Molecule: messenger RNA, 1506 nt
Organism: Cucurbita maxima (winter squash)
Lineage: Eukaryota; Viridiplantae; Streptophyta; Magnoliopsida; Cucurbitales; Cucurbitaceae
Product: aspartic proteinase PCS1-like
Exons: 1
Coding region: 92-1351 (419 amino acids)
Biological process (GO): proteolysis
Molecular function (GO): aspartic-type endopeptidase activity
Source: RefSeq, a predicted model, not a curated record
CUAUAUAUAUAUAUAUAUAUAUGUGUGUAUGUAAUCCUUCCCCAACCUCUGCACUUCACCAAUCCCACCAAAACCCAUCAAAAAACCCACCAUGCUUCUCUCUCUCUUCUACAUCUCUCUACUCUCUCUCUCCUUCUCCCACUCCCAUUCUCUCCCCCUCUCCUUCCCUCUUUCUCUCUCUAAACGCCCCUCCCCUGUUUCUCCUCUCUUCUCUUCUCUCUCCUCCUACGGCUCCGUCAAGCUCCCCUUCAAAUACUCCACCGCCCUUGUCGUUUCUCUUCCUAUUGGAACGCCGCCGCAGCCCACGGACUUGGUUUUGGACACCGGCAGCCAGCUUUCUUGGAUUCAAUGUCACCGCAAACUUCAUAAGAAAUUGCUGAAGCCCAAGACGGCGUCGUUUGACCCUUCUCUCUCCUCCUCUUUCUCUCUCCUCCCUUGUAAUCAUCCUCUCUGCAAACCCAGAAUUCCUGAUUUUACCCUUCCCACUUCUUGUGACCAAAAUCGCCUCUGUCACUACUCCUACUUCUACGCUGAUGGCACCUUGGCCGAGGGUAAUCUCGUAAGAGAAAAAUUCACCUUCUCAAAUUCCCGUACUACCCCUCCUGUCAUCCUUGGCUGUGCUCAAGCCUCCACUGAAAACAGGGGUAUUUUGGGAAUGAACACUGGACGUCUCUCCUUCGUCUCCCAAGCCAAAAUCUCCAAAUUCUCCUACUGCGUUCCCGGUCGAACCGGACCGGAUUCAACCGGGUUGUUCUACCUUGGAGACAACCCGAAUUCUGCCAAUUUCAAAUAUAUAUCCUUGUUGACUUUCCCCAAAAGUCAACGCUCCCCGAAUCUCGAUCCACUGGCGUACACCCUCCCACUUAAGGGCAUAAAAAUUGCCGGGAACCGUCUCAAUAUCUCAUCGGCCGUUUUCAAACCGGAUAGGAGCGGGUCCGGUCAAACCAUGAUCGACUCCGGUUCGGACCUCACUUACCUAGUGGACGAAGCGUACGAGAAGGUUAAAGAAGAGAUAGUCAAAUUAGUGGGGCCCUUAAUGAAGAAAGGGUACGAAUACGCCGCCGUGGCCGACAUGUGUUUCAACGACGGCGAGACAGCAGAGGUGGGUCGGAGGAUUCGCGACAUGUCGUUCGAGUUUGAGAAUGGGGUGGAGAUUUCGGUGGGGAAAGGAGAGGGGGUUUUGACGGAAGUGGAAAAAGGAGUGAAGUGUGUGGGGUUUGGACGGUCGGGAAGGCUUGGAAUUGCGAGUAACAUAAUCGGAACCGUCCAUCAGAAGAAUACGUGGGUAGAAUAUGAUUUGGCCAAUAGGAGAAUAGGGUUUGGUGGAGCCGACUGUAGCAGAUUGAAGUGAUGAUGGACGAUGGAGAUUUCUACACGUGUUAGGGUUUGUGGAGGGUUCUAGAAGAUGUUUGUAUAAUCAUCAUAUUUUAUUGAGCUGUGUGUAUAUAAAUAUGUGUGUAUAGUUUCAUACUUCAUAUAAUAAAACAAAAAUUUGUUGCUCAGACU